Molecule: messenger RNA, 831 nt
Organism: Lasiodiplodia theobromae
Lineage: Eukaryota; Fungi; Ascomycota; Dothideomycetes; Botryosphaeriales; Botryosphaeriaceae
Product: Poly polymerase 2 adp-ribosyltransferase 2
Exons: 4
Coding region: 1-831 (276 amino acids)
Source: RefSeq, a predicted model, not a curated record
AUGCCCUCGCCCGCCGCCUCCCGCUCCUCCGCCUCCUCCCCCCGCGCCCCCAUGCGCCGUUGGUUCGCCACGGCCAUGGAGAGGCUGCGUCUCCGCCGCCGCCGCCGCAGCCAGAGCCCGCCCGCGUCGCCCGCUCCGCCCACCGCCGCCGCCACCACCACCGCUCCUCCCCGCCCGCCGCGCUUCGUGGGGCUUAGCCCCUUCGAGACUUCGCCGCCGGCGCCGCAGCAGCAGCAGGAACAGCAGCAGAACCAGCAGCAGCAGCAAGGCCCGCCACCGCCUGCUCCGACCCGCCGUGCUCCGCCGCCGCCGCCCGACCCCGUCCUCCGUCCGCGCGCGCGCACCAUCCCGCUGAGCGAGAUCGCGGCGGGCAGGGCGCUGGUCUCGUGGCUGCCGCCUGCGCAGAGGCACUGCGUCCUCUGCAAGAAGCCGUACGACGGCGCCAACACCGACCUCGAGAGGCGCACGCCGUGGGAGGAGAGGGAGCAGGCCGUCCGCGUGCCCGGCUGCAGCAAGACGGGACGCGAGUCCCACAUCGUCGGCCGCCGCUGCCUGGAGCGCUGGGAGGCCGACGCGACCCAUCUCGUUACCACCCAGGCUGGUGUCGACAAAUCCUCGAGCAAGGCCAAGGAGGCUCAGAAUCGCGACAUUUUUCUCGUGAACCUGGGCUGGAUGUUGGACUCCGAGCACUCCAACGCGAAGGCCGACGAGACGCAGUACACCUUCGGCAACGCAGCUUCCAACGCCACGACCGCCUCAGGGUGCUCUGCUGCUGCUGCCGCAGCCAGAUAUGCUUUUUUUUGCUUUGCGUUUGGGGCUUGUCCCCGUUAG